AUGGGCCACGCUUUGCAAUGCACAAUUGUAGGCCACGAUCACUUGGUGUACACACAAUGGCGUAUGGCUCAUUGCUGCCUGGCAAACCACUUGCGAUGGACGUCGAAGCAAUUCAUGGACAAUCUGUUAAGCGACCUUGUUGCAACACAACUAUCCCGGUCAGCGGCCGGUGACGAACUAAACAAUGGCCGAUUGUGUAAACACCACAGGCCACGUUACGCCACUAUUCCUUUGAAGUGUGCCCAAAAAACCGACAACUCUCCGAUUGCGCGCCACGAUGGACAACUGUCCGCCAUCAUAUACCAUUACCCCCUGUACACAAUGGCGAUGGCCUGUAGUGGGCACGCAUGGGCCAUUGUGUACAGGGGGCUUUAUAGUUAA
Danaus chrysippus (African queen) is the source of this 381-nucleotide messenger RNA. The record is from the annotation of a GenBank genome assembly. Lineage: Eukaryota; Metazoa; Arthropoda; Insecta; Lepidoptera; Nymphalidae.